UCUACUGCUACCUCAGGACAGACACAGUCAGAGACAGUUAGAGCCACAGAGCACGCUCAGAGACCAGCAUCGCUACUUCUCUUUUUUUAAAGCUACGCAGCCAGAUCUUAUCUGCACAGAUGUUCAUUCACACAUUCUCCUGAAGAGUUAACGAGAGAACCCUGUUACAGACACGCUACAGGAGCAGAGAAAAGACUUGGAUAUACACUACACCUUUUAUUACAGCAGCCAUGCGUCCUAUGUCCAAACCGGUAUCCCAGAAGAGGAGAUUACAGCUGCCCACUAUCAGAGAGGGCUACGAGGAUCUGGUCAGAGACAUGAACCACAUGAACCAGACGAACCAGUCCAACACCCUUCACUCUGUCCAGCCUACCACCCACCCAGGGCCCUGCCCACACACCCUCUCCUCAGAGGACUACCUGCUGUCCAUCUGCCACCUGGCUCACCCCACCUCCUUUCACACCAAUGACAUCAUCAACCCUCGCAAGCAGGACUCGCUGCACCAGAGGUCGAGGCUGCCGCAGCUUGCUGUGCAAGAUGAAAACUCUCCAAAGGCCACUGCAUUUUGUCACAGGGAAAAGGCCCAUGGGAAGGAAAGGCCUGGGAUGUACUCUGACUUCAUCACUGUAUGCGGUGGACAGGGGAAAGAUUCCAACUGUAAUGAGCCUGCGUUUGGUUGCCUUGGUGCGUCAGACCCCUUAGAGUUCCUGUACGGCAGCCCCGGCCACUCCACCUGUCAAUCAGGGAAUUGGGUUUAAGGAGACAAGGGGUGGUGUCUGAGGGCCAGUCCCGCCCACGGGCACACAGUUACCCCCGCUCCUGCCCCUCUGACCUGCCCUUUGACCUCCAGCAGCAACGUAAGAGCAGCUGCCCUGGGUUCAGUAACACAGCCACCGCUGACUGUGGCCCCUCCCCCUCUGACCUAACCACACAGCCCCCACAGAGAUGCACACCUACACAGGGAUCUGCAGAACAGCUACAGGCUAGGAUAAGUAGCCCAUUAUUAAACAAAGAAAAUGGGGGGGACGAAGAGAGGGAGAGAGUAAGGAGAAGGAGGAGAGAGAGAGGGAGAGCUCAGAUUGUUGUUGUGUCUGGAAGGAGGCCCGUGUACGAGCCUGCAUACUGCCUGCCAUCGCAGAUAUGUAGAGCUACCAGUCACUGAACCUCAUCAACAGACUAUAGAUUUAUAUGACAGGAGAUGUACAAUGACAAGACACCACAGUUUCACUAUGACAGUAGAUGCCUGUUGAAUCGACAUGAUGGCAAAUAGAUGCUGAUCUAUGACAAAUGGCACUGAAUUAUAGAUAUAGAUCUAGCCCAUAGACUGUUCCAAAUGAAAAAUAUGACACCAACAGACUGUUCGUUAACCAUAAUAAGUGAUAUUCAGCCAAGAAAACGAUGUGAUUAUGUAUUGAUUACGUUAUGUUAUUCUUGAAAAUUGCUGUAUUUUAUUAUCUGUGGUGUGCUUAAGGACGUAUUCGUGUUGCUGUAUACAGUAAAUACAUGAUUGAUCAUACCUGCACACUUUUUAUACCUCUGUGUAUUUGUUUAAUGAAUUGAUAAAAAAAACAUGUUUUUAA
Messenger RNA from Coregonus clupeaformis (lake whitefish), 1580 nucleotides. RefSeq names its product C-X-C motif chemokine 11-1-like. NCBI's taxonomy places the organism in Eukaryota, Metazoa, Chordata, Actinopteri, Salmoniformes, Salmonidae. Bases 231 to 758 code for a protein of 175 amino acids. The record is from RefSeq and is a predicted model, not a curated record. Gene Ontology annotation, biological process: chemokine-mediated signaling pathway; regulation of autophagy; inflammatory response. Gene Ontology annotation, molecular function: CXCR chemokine receptor binding; chemokine activity. Gene Ontology annotation, cellular component: mitochondrion; extracellular region. The transcript has 2 exons.